Messenger RNA from Trichoplax adhaerens, 11592 nucleotides. RefSeq lists its product as uncharacterized. The annotation marks the transcript as partial. Gene Ontology annotation, cellular component: dynein complex. Gene Ontology annotation, molecular function: ATP binding; dynein light intermediate chain binding; ATP hydrolysis activity. The transcript has 95 exons. The record is from RefSeq and is a predicted model, not a curated record. Lineage: Eukaryota; Metazoa; Placozoa; Uniplacotomia; Trichoplacea; Trichoplacidae. Gene Ontology annotation, biological process: microtubule-based movement.
CUGAAUUAUCAAUACUUAAGAGCACAAGUUCGUAGUAGUCCUGUCUCUGGAAUGGUAGGCACUUGGUGGAAUAAUAUAUAUUCAAAAAUACCAGAACCGCUCUUGAGAUCGAAGCCUCUUUCAUCUCGAAGGGAUGUGAUAUGCCAAGAAAUCGAGGAUAUUUAUAUGUCAAGCUUACAGAAAUCAAUGGCUCAGUAUGUUUUACUCAAGCCUCAUAUUAAGCUAGUAGAAGGCGAAGAUCAACGCAAGGCUGAUCCUACUGGCCUUGACUUUUCAACUCCAUGGAAGAAAAAUUUUGAAGAUGCGAGGCGGAAGUUGAUUAGUGAUCUGCAUAUUCUACAUCCCGCAAUGCUGAAAAUUUUAUGCCUUUCCCAAAAAUUUAGAGAUCAGGAAAUUGUAAACUUUAAGAACAUCAGGGAUAAAGGUCCAAACGAAUUAGGAGAUCUGAAAAAUGACAUUGUCAUAGACUGUGAAAGAACUGAGGAAAAAAUAUUGAACAAAUGGUUUCCAGAAAUAUUAAAUAUAUUUAGCGAUCGUAAAUUGUUCGCUGAAGUAACUGGCUCAAAAGCAGAUUCUUUCUUUUCAAGUGUUUCGAUAUUGAUUUCAAAUUUGAUGAAAAACUAUAUUAACCGUACGAUUGGAGAAUGGGUUGCGUUAUUUGAUCAAGAUAUAAACCUUACGAAGAUGCCUCAAUUUAAUUUAUCGCUGACUUUAGAAAACAAUGAAUUGAUCUUCUAUCCGUCCAGAGAAGAACUUGAAGCUGCACUAUUAGGCGUUGUUACAACUGUAGCAAACACCCUACAAAAAAUUCCAACAGUACAGUCUUGGCUAAAUGGAAACUCCAAUAUAUUUCAUGAUACCUGUGUUGAUGCAUCGGUUCUGGGUGAAGCUAAUAAACGGUUGUUAAGUGUUGUAGAAAAUAGUUUUAACGAACUUUAUGGUUACCUGAACAUAUAUGAUCCGUAUAGAUUCUUAGUAGAUGGCACUGCAGAAACUGAGGUGGUAACGUUUUUGAGUGGGGAACAUUCUUUUGAGGAAUACUGCACGAAAGUUGGACGCUUUCGUUCAUUGGCGAAAGAAAUUAUGGGUUUACCAAAUUGGGCACAUUUCGCAAUGGUCAGGUUAGAUUGCGAAGAAAUAAAAUUUUGCCUUGCAGAUAUUGCGAGAAGCUACGCUAAUAGGCUGAUGCGAAAAUUGUCCGAGGAUCAUCGACAAGAAAAUUUGAGAAUAUGUCAUGAAUAUGAAGAAAUUCAACGUCGAGCUUCGGCUGUGCCACAGUCAACGAAGGACAUGAUUGAUAGCAUCAACUACAUUACAGAUGCAAAAGCAUUGAAGCUUUUCCAGCUGAACGAAAAGAUAAAAAGUUCCUUCCAUAGGCUACUAUAUCUAUUAGAAGCUAGUUUAUUAUGUUCCGACGAUAUCGAAUUAAAUAGUAUUACAUUAACUUGGCCUCAAAGAAUAGAUCCAGUUUUCGAAGAGAAUGAUGAUAUAAUCGCUACAGCUAGAAAAAAUAGCGAACGCAAUCUGGUAGAUAAAAGGGAGAAAGUGCUUCUCGAUUUAGAGAAAUUGAAUAGGCGUGUAAUGGAAUAUAAUGAAUAUGGUGACUUAGAUAUGAUGAAUCAAUACGUCAAGGAUGUUCAAAGCACACAAAGAAAAAUUCAAGAAAUAUCUGAAAUGAUUUCUGUUAUAAAUGAGGAGGAACAGCUUCUGCAAUGGGAGUCUACCUAUUACCCGGAGAUUGAGCAUUUAUCGAAUACCCUGGAACCAUUUUCUAAGCUUUUUACGCUUGCCGUAAGAUGGCAAAAAUCAGAAAAAAAGUGGACUGAUGGAUCCUUCCUGGAUUUGAUUGCGGAAACGGUUGAAAAUGAGGUAAACGAAUACAAUCGGGAUAUUCUGAAGGUUGCAAAGGUGUUUACAGCUAGACUAAAGAAAGGUAAAGGGAAAGAGGCAACACGUCAGAAGAAAGGAGAAAGAUUGUCAGAUAGGGAAAUAAAAGAUGAGGAAACUCCAGCUAUUAAAGUUUCCAACGCUAUUCAAAAGCAAAUAUUGGAUUUUAAGGUUCAUAUUCCAUUGGUGACUACUCUAUGUAACCCUGGUAUACGGGACAGACACUGGAAACAAAUGUCGCAGUUUAUAGGAUUUGAUCUAACACCUGAUUCUGGAACCACCUUAAGGAAAGUCUUGAAAAUUAAUUUACAGCCAUAUAUGGAAGAAUUCGAAAAUAUUAGCUUAGCCGCUAGUAAGGAGUUUGCACUGGAAAAAUCACUGCAGCGCAUGGUUGAAGAGUGGGACGCCGUAAAUUUUAAUACGACUACUUACAGAGACUCAGGCAUUGUUAUCCUAGCAGCUAUCGACGAUAUUCAGACCCUCCUUGAUGAUCAAAUUAUCAAAACGCAGAUAAUGAAGGGGUCUCCUUUUAUCAAACCUUUUGAAAAAGACAUUAAAGAAUGGGAGGAAAGAUUAACGAGAGUUCAAGAUAUUAUAGAUGAAUGGCUCAAGGUUCAGGCUCAAUGGCUAUAUUUAGAGCCAAUUUUUAGUUCGGAGGACAUUAUGCUACAGAUGCCAGAAGAGGGGCGGCUUUUUCAAACAGUUGAUAGAACUUGGAAGGACGUAAUGAAGAAUGCGCUGAAAGAUCCAAAAGUUCUUGCGGCAACUUCUAUGGCAAAUUUACUGGAAAGAUUGACGGACUGCAAUCGACUUUUGGAAAAAAUAAAUAAAGGGUUAAAUCAGUAUCUAGAAAAGAAACGCUUAUACUUUCCGAGAUUUUUCUUUUUGUCAAAUGACGAAAUUUUGGAAAUCUUAUCGGAAACCAAAGAUCCUACUCGAGUUCAACCGCAUCUAAAAAAAUGUUUUGAAGGGAUUUCGGAACUAGAUUUUACAAAUAACAUGAACAUAACUGCAAUGUACAGCGCUCAAGGGGAGAAGAUUGAUUUUACGGAAAGGAUAUCUACUUCAGAAACGAAGGGAGCAGUUGAAAAAUGGUUACUUAGGGUUCAAAACGUCAUGUUUUUAAGCGUUAAGAACGUUUUAGAUAAGGCAUUAGAGGCAUAUACUGACGACGAAAGGUCUAUUUGGGUUACUGAAUGGCCAGGCCAGGUGGUACUGACAGUAAACCAGAUCAUUUGGACUAGAGAAACGCAUGAUGCAAUAAAACUAGGUCCGCAUGGCUUAAACGAUUACCAUGAUAGACUACAGAGACAGCUUGAAAACAUUGUCAAACUGGUUCGAGGGGAAUUGUCAAAACAAACGCGCAUUACGCUUGGUGCUCUUGUAGUUAUCGACGUUCACGCUAGGGAUGUAAUUUUAGAAUUAGCUGAUAAAGGCGUUAGUAGUGAGAGCGAUUUCCAGUGGCUUUGCCAGCUGCGAUACUAUUGGCAUUUAGAUGACAUAACUAUUCGCAUUGUUAAUGCGAGUGUAAACUACGGAUAUGAAUAUUUAGGGAAUACCAGUCGACUCGUUAUUACUCCUUUGACUGACCGGUGCUAUCGGACGCUAGUGAGUGCUUAUAGUCUAAACUUAAACGGCGCUCCUGAAGGUCCAGCCGGUACUGGGAAAACUGAAACUGUUAAGGAUUUAGCGAAAGCACUGGCCAAGCAAUGCGUUGUUUUUAACUGUUCUGAUGGUUUAGACUAUCUUGCUAUGGGAAAGUUUUUUAAAGGCUUAGCGUCCUCCGGUGCAUGGGCGUGUUUCGACGAAUUCAAUAGGAUAGAACUGGAAGUCUUGUCUGUUGUUGCCCAGCAGAUUUUGGCUAUCCAGCGAGCUGUUCAGAGUCAGUUAGACCGAUUUGUCUUUGAUGGAACUGAAAUCGUUCUUAAUCCAAGCUGUUAUGUAUGCAUUACCAUGAACCCAGGAUAUGCUGGUCGGUCGGAAUUACCUGACAACUUAAAAGUUUUAUUUAGAACGGUCGCAAUGAUGGUCCCUGAUUACGCUCUGAUAAGUGAAAUCAUGUUAUAUUCAUAUGGUUUUGUUGAUGCCAGGAAUCUUGCGAUCAAGAUCGUAUCCACAUAUCGUCUUUGUUCUGAAUUACUAUCUACGCAAUUUCAUUACGAUUAUGGCAUGAGAGCUGUAAAGGCGGUUUUGGCUGCUGCCGCUAAUUUGAAAUUGAAACAUCCUAGUGAAAAUGAAAGUGUAUUGCUAUUACGCUCCAUAAUUGACGUAAAUUCUCCAAAGUUUUUAGCCCACGAUAUUCCUCUGUUCGAGGGAAUAGUAUCCGAUUUGUUUCCAAAUAUUAAUUUGCCUAAACCGAAUUAUGCAUACUUGAUUGAUGCUGCCAAAGAGAUUUGUACUGGAAAGAAUUUGCAAUUUGUAGAGUUUUUUAAACAGAAAUUGAUUCAAACUUACGAGAUGAUGAUUGUGCGCCAUGGGUUCAUGUUAGUAGGUGGGCCGUUAGCCGGUAAAACGAAGGUGCUAGAGAUUUUGGCAGAAACUUUAGCAUCCUUACAUCAAAAGGGUUUUGAUGAGGAUAAGGUGCAGUAUCGAAUAAUCAAUCCGAAAGCUAUUACAAUGGGACAACUAUUUGGGCAAUUCGAUCCAGUUUCUCACGAAUGGACUGAUGGCGUAAUUGCGACAACAUUUCGAGAGUUUGCUCAUUCUUCUAAAACACGAAAUUGGGUAGUAUUUGAUGGUCCUGUGGAUACCCUUUGGAUCGAAAGUAUGAAUACAGCUUUAGAUGACAAUAAGAAACUUUGUUUAAUGAGUGGGGAAAUUAUUCAAAUGUCCGAUAAGAUGAGCCUAAUAUUUGAGUGUUUGGAUUUGUCGCAGGCAUCACCUGCGACUGUUAGCCGCUGUGGUAUGAUAUACUUAGAGCCAGCAUCGCUCGGUUGGGAACUCUUACUUUUAUCUUGGCUUGAAGAAUUGCCCGGUGGAUUGCAGGAUGCCUGUCCUUAUAUCCUUGCUUUGAUGAAGUGGAUGGCAACUGCAUGCUUAGAUUUUAUCUACAGAAAUUGCAAGCAACUCGAACAUACGUCUAGUAGUAGUCUUGUAAUGUCAUUCUUAAAGUUAACCAAAGCCUUGAUAUUGCCGUAUGGUGAAGAACUUGUCUCAGAGAACAAGCAUAAACGCACGUGGAUAACGGCUUCAAUUAUCUUUGCGUGUGUAUGGUCUGUUGGCGGGAGUGUCGAUGGUGAAAGUCGAACAAAAUUUGAUAUUUUCUUACGUGAACUAUUAUCUGGCAAAGUUUCUACUUAUCCAAUCCCUGAUAUACUAGGGAGGAUUGAUGUACCACUGCCCGAAACUGGGCUGUUAUAUGACUAUGUUUAUGAGAAUAAGGGCCGAGGCAGAUGGUUACCAUGGCUAGAUUCGAAGAAUGGAAUUACAAUUCCUUUGGAUGCGAAAAUGAAUGAAAUAAUAGUUCCUACGACAGAUACUAUGCGUUAUUCUUAUUUACUAGAUUUAUUGAUUCAAUAUGGUCUACCUAUACUAUUGGUUGGACCUACGGGAACUGGCAAGACGAUGUACGUGAAGGAGAAGUUAAUACAUAAGCUACCGAGGGAUCGUUAUUCUCCUGUGUUAAUAAACUUUUCUGCCCAAACAACCGCUAAUCAAACGCAGGAUAUAGUGAUGUCUAAAUUAGAUAAAAGAAGAAAAGGCAUCUAUGGACCUCCGCUCGGUAAAAAUUGUAUUCUGUUCGUGGAUGACCUUAAUAUGCCUAUGCAAGAAAAAUACGGUGCACAGCCGCCUAUUGAGUUACUACGACAGUGGCUUGACCAUAAAAUUUGGUACGAUAGGAAAGAUACUUCAAAAAUUCAGCUAGAUGAUAUACAAAUAAUUGGAGCUAUGGGCCCACCAGGGGGUGGUAGAAGUCAUAUAUCUUCAAGAUUUUUAAGACACUUUAACAUUAUUUCCAUGACCAUUUUUUCUGACGAGGCAAUGCUGACCAUAUUUAAUACUAUAGUUACCCAUAUUUUAAAGGUCCGCCAGUUUCCUGCCGAAUAUUUUUCUGUAGGGAUGCAAGUAGUUGCGGCAACAUUGCAGAUCUACAAAUCAGCAAUUGGAAAUUUAUUGCCAACCCCGGCCAAGUCUCAUUAUACCUUUAAUUUGCGAGAUUUUUCAAGAACUAUCCAGGGCGUAUUGUUAGUGAGACCGCAAUCGAUAGAAAAUAAGAGAUCUUUAAUCAGGCUUUGGGUCCAUGAAAUUUACAGGGUGUUUUAUGAUCGCCUUACUGAUAUCAAUGACAGAGACUGGUUAUAUAAUUUAACAAAGAAAGUUGUCAGAGAACAUUUGAAAGAUAACUUUGAUGAUAUCUUUUCUCAUCUUGCUGUUAAAGAAGGAGAAGCUCCGACGGAGGAUGAUAUGAGAAAAUUAUUAUUUGGAGACUAUAUGGCUUCCGACAGUGAAACGGAUGAUCAAUUAUACGAAGAAGUUACUUCCUUAGAAGAUAUGAAUAACGUCGUUGAAUUAAAACUUGAAGAUUAUAACAUGACACAUAAGACUCCAAUGAAACUAGUUGUCUUUAGCUAUAUGCUUGAGCAUCUAUCUCGCAUUUGUCGUGUACUUAAACAAGCUGGAGGGAAUUUGUUGUUAGUCGGUGUUGGUGGUAGCGGACGGCAAUCAUUAACAAGUUUGGCUGCUUUUAUGUCAGGAUUUAAUGUUUUUCAACCAGAGAUUUCGAAGAAUUAUGGACGUUCUGAAUGGAAGGAUGAUCUCAAGAAAUUGUUGAAAGGGGCUGGUUGUCAAGGCAAACCUACAGUAUUCUUACUUGGAGAUAGCCAGAUCAAAGAUGAAUCAUUUUUAGAAGAUAUUGAUAGUUUACUGAAUUCCAGUGAGGUUCCUAAUCUGUUUCCACCUGAUGAAAAAGCUGAACUAAUUGAGGCCAUCAGACCUGUAGCUCAGGCGAAAGAUGUCAAUGCAGAGUUUACUCCAUUAACACUCUACAACUACUUUAUUGGUCGCUGUCGUGAUAAUUUGCAUAUUGCUUUAUGCAUGAGCCCAAUCGGAGACGCUUUCAGAACUCGAAUAAGACGAUUUCCUUCUCUGAUUAAUUGCUGUAAUAUUGACUGGUACCAGGCUUGGCCAGAAGAUGCCCUAGAAAUGGUGGCGUAUAAGUUUUUGGAAGACAUUGACCUUCAGGAAAAUGAAAGAGAUAACAUUGUUGAUCUUUGCAAGCUAUUUCACAAGAACAUUCGGCAGUUAUCGCAAAAGUAUUUAGCAGAAUUAAAUCGUCACAACUAUGUUACACCGACCUCAUAUCUUGAAUUGAUUUCCUCGUUUAAACUGUUACUUUCACAAAAACGAAAUGAGAUUAUAAAAGUUAGCAAACGAUACGAAGGUGGGCUUCAAAAGCUAGCAUUUGCAUCGGAACAAGUAGCCUCGAUGCAAAUUGAGCUUGAAAAUCUUCAACCUCAGUUAGUUCGAGCUUCUGAACAGAAUUCGGAAAUGAUGACGCUAAUUGAAAACGAGUCUAAAGAGGUUGAAGCCGCUAGUAAUAUUGUCAGAGAGGAAGAACAUAAAGCAAACGAACAGGCUGCUGAGGCUCAGGCAUUGAAGGAUGAGUGUGAGAAUGAUUUAGCUGAGGCUAUCCCAGCUUUAGAAGCUGCUCAAGCGGCUUUAGAUACACUUCGGCCAGCUGAUAUCGCAAUAGUAAGAACCAUGGUGAAUCCACCACCUGGGGUUAAGCUUGUGCUUGCUGCGGUUUGUGUCAUGCGAGGCAUAAAAGCCGACAAAGUUAAUAAUCCCGAUAAACCUAAUGAAAAGAUUCUGGAUUAUUGGGGACCUUCUAAGAAAAUGUUAACUGACAUGAAUUUUUUAAAUACACUGAAAAUAUAUGAUAAAGAUAACAUUCAGCCUCAAACAAUGGACAGAAUUCGUUCCGAAUUUCUAAGGAAUGAAAAUUUUGAUCCGGCUAAGGUUCGCACUGCAUCUUCGGCUGCUGAAGGACUUUGUAAAUGGGUUAUUGCUAUGGAAAUUUACGAUCGUGUUGCAAAGAUAGUAGCUCCGAAAAAAAUUAGAUUAAGAGAAGCAGAAGAAAAACUUUCUCAAAUAAUGGCUGCUUUAAAUGAAAAACGGUCGGAGUUAAGAGCUAUUGAAAGCAAAUUUACGUCACUUCAGAAUCAGUUGGAAGCCGGGCAAGAAAAGAAGGCCCAGCUCGAAUUUCAAGUUGACCUGUGUGCUAAGAAACUGGAAAGAGCUACUAAAUUAAUUGGUGGUCUUGGUGGUGAAAAUGAUCGAUGGAGAUCUGCUGUAAAAGCACUAGAAGAAGUGUAUAACAAUCUUGUAGGUGAUGUAUUAAUAUCUGCUGGAACCAUUGCAUACUUGGGACCUUUUACUUCUUCGUAUCGUUCGGUUUGCGUAGCGGGAUGGAACAGCAGAUGCAAGGAGUCACAAGUUCCUUGCUCUGCUGAAUUCUCUUUAAGCAAGACACUAGGAGAACCGAUUAAGAUACGAACAUGGAACAUCGCUGGUUUGCCGAAUGAUAGUUUUUCGAUCGAUAACGGAAUUAUUGUUGCAAAUGCAAGAAGAUGGCCACUCAUGAUUGAUCCACAAAGUCAGGCUAACAAGUGGAUUAAAACACUAGAACGUGAUAAUAAUUUAGCGAUAAUUAAACUAUCAGACCCUGAUUACAUGCGAGCCCUAGAAAAUUCGAUACAGUUCGGAAAUCCCGUUUUGCUUGAAAAUAUUAGCGAGGAAAUCGAUCCAUCGCUCGAACCUAUCUUAUUGAAGCAAGCUUUUAAGCAAGGGGGAAUACAAUAUAUGCGAUUAGGAGAGAAUAUUGUGCAGUAUUCUACUGAUUUUAGGCUAUACAUAACUACGAAGUUGAGGAACCCUCAUUAUCUUCCAGAAGUUGCUACGAAGGUAUCACUCUUGAAUUUUAUGAUUACACCGGAAGGGUUGGAAGAUCAACUUCUUGGUCUUGUUGUAGCUAGAGAAAAGCCUGAACUGGAAGAACAGAGGAACGCUUUGAUAGUCCAGAGUGCUACGAAUAAAAAGCAGUUAAAAGAAAUAGAAGAUAAAAUAUUAGAAACUUUGUCUUCAUCUGAAGGUAAUAUCUUAGAAGACGAAUCCGCCAUCCAAGUGCUUGAUUCCUCUAAAUCGCUUUCUGACGAAAUAACGAAAAAGCAGAAGAUUGCUGAAGAAACAGAAGAGAAGAUAAAUCAAUCAAGGGCAGGGUAUAGGCCUAUUGCCAAACAUUCUUCGGUUUUAUACUUCUCGAUUACAGACUUGGCAAAUAUCGAUCCUAUGUAUCAGUAUUCACUGUCUUGGUUCGUGAAUUUAUACAUAAAUUCGAUAACAGAAAGUAACAAGUCAAAGAUUUUGGAAAAAAGGCUGCGUUACUUGACGGAUCAUUUCACGUACAAUCUUUAUAGUAAUGUCUGCCGAUCACUUUUCGAAAAGGACAAGCUGUUAUUUUCAUUUCUCCUUUGCUGUAAUAUGUUGACGGCCAGGUCUGAAAUGGAUAGUGACGAGUUUAUGUUCUUUCUGACUGGCGGAGUUGGACUUGAAAAUAAGCUCCAAAAUCCAGCGCCACAGUGGCUGCCGGAUAGGGCUUGGGAUGAGAUCUGUCGAAUGUCAGAAUUGCAGUCGUUACAGUCUUUCAGAGAAAGCUUUGUUGGAGGUAUCGACGAUUGGCGUUUGAUGUACGAAUCUAAAGAACCUUAUAAAAUGCCUUUGCCCUCGCCGUGUAAUGAAAAAUUAAAUGACUUUCAGAGGAUGAUGGUCGUUCGGUGUUUACGUCCUGAUAAGGUUAUACCUACGAUAUUGGCUUUCGUUGAAGAAAAGCUAGGUCGUAAGUUUGUAGAUCCUCCACCCUUUGAUUUGUAUAAAAGCUAUGCUGAUUCUAGCUGUGUGGCACCACUGCUUUUUAUAUUGUCGCCUGGAGCUGAUCCAAUGGCGGGUUUAAUGAAAUUUGCCGAAGAUAAGGGAUUUAUUGGAAAUCGAUUUAAUGCCAUUUCGUUAGGCCAAGGACAGGGCCCCAUUGCUGCUAAGCUAAUUAAUGUUGCAAGUAAGGAAGGAAACUGGGUCGUUUUACAGAAUUGCCAUUUGGCUGUAUCUUGGCUACCGACUCUUGAGAGAAUUUGUGAAAAGCUGUUAGCUGAUAAGGUCGACCAGAACUUUCGUCUCUGGCUUACAAGCUAUCCUUCGGACAAGUUUCCAAUUCCAAUAUUACAAAAUAGCAUCAAAAUGACAAACGAACCACCAACUGGGCUACGACAAAAUUUACUUCAGUCCUACAGUAAUGAUCCGAUCUCUGAUCCAAAUUUCUUCGGUAAAUGUCGUGGGAAGGAGCAGGCCUUCAGUAAGUUAUUAUAUGGACUUUGCUUUUUUCACGCCCUUGUACAAGAGCGUCGAAAGUUUGGUCCAAUUGGCUGGAAUAUACCUUACGGCUUUAAUGAAUCCGAUCUGAGAAUUAGUAUACGCCAACUGCAGACCUUCGUAGGAGAUUAUGAUCAGAUCCCUUUUGAUGCUCUUCUGUAUUUAACUGGAGAAUGUAAUUACGGAGGAAGAGUAACGGAUGAGUGGGAUAGACGCUGCUUGCUGACAUUACUUUCGGACUUUUAUUGUUCUGAAAUCGUAAAUGAUUCCAAGUAUAAACUCUCGCCUAGUGGUAUUUACAUCGUUUUGUCUAGCGGGAAUCUUGAUAAUUACAUAGAAGAUAUAAAAAACUUGCCAAUGCAUCAACAACCGGAAGUUUUUGGACUACAUGAAAACGUCGAUAUCUCGCGUGAAUUACGAGAAACUAAACUGAUUUUUGAAUCACUGCUAAGUACACAAGGUAGUAAUGUUGCUACUGGAGUCAGUCGAAAAGCGGAUGAUACGUUAUAUGACAUUGCUCAAGACGUUAUGACGAAAUUGCCGUCUAAUUUCGAUCUGGCUGGUGCUAUUAAAAAGUAUCCUGUUAGCUAUUCAGAGAGUAUGAAUACGGUUCUAGUACAAGAAUUGAAAAGAUUUAAUGAUCUUCUAGAAGCUAUACGUUCAAGUCUUAGCAAUUUGCAGAAAGCUAUCAAAGGUCUCGUUAUCAUGUCUACCGAUCUUGAAUCUUUAUCCCAAAGCCUUCUUAUUGGAAAGGUAGUCCCAGAAUUGUGGAUGAAAUUUUCGUAUCCCAGCUUGAAACCCUUGGGAAGCUAUAUUGCAGACUUGUUAAUGAGGCUAAAGUUCUUAAAAGAUUGGUUCAACAAAGGCGAACCCGUGGUUUAUUGGUUGUCAGGUUUCUUUUUCACGCAGGCUUUUCUAACUGGUGUUAUACAGAACUAUGCAAGAAAGUACACCAUCGCGAUUGAUAAACUUAAUUUUAGUUACGAGGUAUUAUCGCAAAAUCAUGAUGAGAUCACAAAUUCACCAACGGAUGGUGCCUAUAUCUACGGUGUUUACUUAGAGGGAGCUCGUUGGGAUCGCGAUAGGAGGGUUGUCACAGAAUCUUAUCCAAAGUUACUGUAUGAUCUACUUCCGGUUAUUUAUCUUAAACCAGGUAUAAUAGGUGAAGUGUUAACCCUGCCAAUGUACGAUUGUCCGGUUUAUAAGACAAGCGCUAGACGUGGCACAUUAAGUACGACUGGCCAUUCUACUAAUUAUGUGCUGACUAUCAAGCUACCAACUGAAAAACCUGCGAAACACUGGAUAAAGCGAGGCGUUGCGUUAUUAUGUCAGCUUGACGAUUAG